This is a messenger RNA of Camellia sinensis, 2311 nucleotides long. RefSeq names its product protein NLP6. NCBI's taxonomy places the organism in Eukaryota, Viridiplantae, Streptophyta, Magnoliopsida, Ericales, Theaceae. Gene Ontology annotation, molecular function: DNA-binding transcription factor activity; protein binding. The record is from RefSeq and is a predicted model, not a curated record.
UGGCCACAGAUGCUGGGAAGUACAGAGAGAGAGAGAGGCGUAGAUAAUCGAUGGCCGAGAUUGGAUUUUUCCUCCGGACAGAAAAUCGUACAGAUGACGAUGAUGAUAUGAUCCGUGACUUUCCUCAUGAUUUCAAAUCAUAUGUGAAGAACCACCAGCUGCUCUGCCAGCGCGGAGACUAUAACAUUGGCUGGGUUUUUUCGAGUUGUGAACGUCUUCCUCCUCCGCCUCCCUUCUCCGGAAAUUUGCAAAAUCAUACAGAUAUAAUCGAUGAAACCUUGAUUGCUGCUUAUCCACAGUUUAUAGAUGCAUUAAAAAAUCUCUUUCGAGAGAUAAUAUUAAAGUCAGCAGCCCAAGUUCUUGUUCAGUUUUGGAAAGUCAUAGAAAUUGGGGGCAAGCGUUUACUUACAAUUCAACACCAACCUUUUAGUCUUUCCUACAUCGAUGAAGGACUUUGUUUGUAUAGGUUGAUGUCUUUGGAUAAUGAAUGUUAUGUGGAUGGAGAGAGUGAGGAAGAUCUUGGCCUCCUGAACCGUGUGUUCCGACAUCAACAGGAGGAGUCUACUCCAAAUGUGCGGUAUUACUCCUGCAAAGAGUAUCCACAGCGUGAUCAUGCUAUCGUUUGCAAUAUUUGGGGAUCUCGGGCUAUACCAUUGUUUGAACCUUCUAGGCAGGACUGUGUUGGUGUACUUGAGAUAGUGACGACGAUUGAAGUAUCAAAAUUCUUUUAUCUUUUGGAACUUUCGGUCUAUGUUAAGGGCGGAGGUCUGAGAAGUUCAAAAUGUGAUCAUUUGUAUUAUGAGAAAGACAAUGUUGAAACUCCUAAAGAUAUCAAGAAGAUGCUAGAAAUGGUGUGUAGCACUCAUUAUCUACCUUUGGCUCAGACCUGGGUCUUGUGUAGGCUUUGCAAUGUUGUGUCCAGAAAUUGUACAACCUAUCAUAGAGAGAAAGAUAAGUUUCAUUUCUUACAUACAUGUUCUUUACAUAACCUACAAAAAGGGCAGGGGGUUGUUGGGAGAGCAGUUUUGUCCCAAAAUUUGGUCUUCUGCAAAGAUAUUACUCAAUUUAGCAUAACUCAGUACCCUUUGGCACACUACGCACGUGAACAUGGACUUAAGGGUUGUUUUGCAAUCUGCAUGCGAAGUAGUUAUACUGGAGACAAUGUUUACGUGCUAGAAUUCUUUCUGCCCCCAAACUACACUAAAGGUGGGGAUCCAAGGAUUGCUUUGGUUCCAUUAUUGACAACAAUGAAGAAGGAUUGUAAAAGUCUUAAGGUCGCUUCUGGAGAAGAACUAGGAGAGAAGUUGUCUAUUGAAGUUCUUGAUUUUUCAGAGGACGGUAAACUUUAUUCUUUUCAAAUACCCCAAACUGCAAGAUCUCCAAUUAGGAUGGAGAAUGGAGAAGAGAUGGUGUUUCUAGAUUUAUCCGAUCAACAAUUACCAAAAGUGGAUGCUAUAGACACUAGAAACAAUGUUGUUAGUAACAGUGAAGAAAACAACAUUGUUGUUACUUCCUCACAUCAACAAUGCAUAAUUAACUCGUCCCAGAGGCCACAAAGAAAAGCUGGAAUUCCAAUUAGCUUGGAGGAUCUCCAGCAACAUUUUGGAAUGAAACUUGAUGAUGCUGCAAAAAGCCUUGGCAUUAGCCGAUCCACAGUGAAGCGUGCUUGCAGGGAAUAUAAUAUCACCUGGUGGUCACCUCGCAAGAGAAGUAAGGAUAACCACUUGCUUUCCAAUAAACUUGUCCAAGCUGCUGUUCAGGAACAAAUCGGAGAACCUAGUCAGCCUCCAAUUUCUGAUCCACCUCGUAAGCAAGACGUCGCUACUGCUUCUCGCCCAAAACCACGUUUUACAGUAGCACAAGACACAAGUGUUGCAACCAUAAAGGCAAAAUAUGGAGAUGAUUUUAUUAGAUUUCAGCUCCCUGUGUUGUCUGGAAUGAUAGAGUUUCAACAGCAAGUGGCAAAGAGGCUGAACCUUAAGGGUGGAACUUACCGUGUCAAGUAUCAAGAUGAGGACAAUGACUGGAUUUUAAUAGCUUGCGAUGAGGACUUGCAAAAUUACAUCUGCAAUUCAAUAUCACAAGGGAGGAAUACAGUCACAAUGUUGCUUCAGUCAAUUACAAAUUGCCCACCUUAAAUUCUUGCUAAAUAUCCAUUUAUCACUUUAGCUGCAUGUGGAAUUCUCUAGUUUACAUUAAAAAGAAAAAAUUCAAGGUUUGUAUCUUGUAUGUUUGUUACAAGUAUGUAUGGAUUUUAUGUAUUGUAUGUUGUUUACUUAAUUGAUUGAGCUAUUUUGAUGAAUUGAUAUUA